AUGGCCAACGUGGCGACACCACCAGAUGAGACGUCCAGCGAACCAGCUGGCGGGCCGGAUGGAGGCGAUUUGGAAGGAGAGCCUGCUAUAGCCUCGAGGGGCUCGCCGGGCACGCCGGGCGCGACAGAGAGGUUCUUCCGCUGCGAGAACCAUCUGCACCUCAACCUCAACCUUCGGAUUGGGUCGGUUUACCGCGAGUCGGAGUUGCGCAGGAGAUGCUCACGGGACAAGCUUCCAAAGCUUGAGGAGUUCCUCUCCGACAGCUCCAUGCUGAAGGAGGUCGCAGAACCCGAGACUCUCAGGGGAAACGGGCGAAGCCGGCAAGGAACGGCUUUCAAGAGAGCAGCUCCCCCCGAGGAGGACGCCAGACGCCUGAGGAGAAGGGCCCUCAGCAGAAAGCUCUGCGUCGGCCAGCUGGUGUGGGAUUGCUCCGUGCAGCCGGCGCGCGCGGCCAGGAUCACUGCCAUCUGCGCCACAGAGGAGCGGCCCUUCCUGGUCCGUCAUUUGGACGCUGCGCACGGCAGUUCCGGUAGCUGCGCGUCCUUUUCUGUCAACGACCCCGUCAGCGUGAACGGGCGCCCAGGUGUCGUAGCUUGGGACGGGCGGCCGACGCAUCAAUUCGCAAAAGUGAGAUUUGAAGACGGCAAGGAAAGCGAUGUCUUGCCAGUGUGCAGUCUACAAGCCAACAAGUCGCUAGUGGAAGAGGAGGUGUUUGUGUCGGACUUCGACCUGGAGUCUCUUGAGCUCAGCCACCUUCUGCGGCCAGGAGGG
Molecule: messenger RNA, 771 nt
Organism: Symbiodinium necroappetens
Lineage: Eukaryota; Dinophyceae; Suessiales; Symbiodiniaceae
Source: the annotation of a GenBank genome assembly